GAAACACUGCUCAUGCUUCCAGUUGAUAUUUAUAACAACAUGUUGACCCUUAGGUCUUCAUAUCCCAGAUGGGGGUGGAGGGUCCUAUAUAUAGAGGCAGUACUCAGUAACAUCACUUCCUGAAUCCGGAGGGGAAAAAUGUAUAGGUUCACAAUAUUAACAUUCAAUGUAUCAAAAUAUAUGAUCAUACACCAGGAAUGUGAUCAACAUUUACAGUUAUAUACAAUAUUCAAUAUGGACAUUUUGAAACUAAAAAAAAAAUGUUUUGCCUCCUGAGCAGCAGGGCGCGGCUUUCUGUUUUCCAUUGAUAUAUUUAGCACAAAAAAAGUAUUUUCAGGAGCUUAGCAUUAAUUUACAGCAGAGAACUCUGUUUACAAAAGCUUUCAACGAAACGUCAUCACAUAAUGAUAUGCUCUCCACCAAUCAAACGUUUACGUCGUGUGAACACGAAGUGUCACCAGAACAUGGAAUAAAGCUGUGAAGGAAAGGUGUACUACAGAGUUGAUGUCACAGCCUCUCCGACCAGGACCAGCAUGACAAGACAAAUCUCUCUUUCUGACAGAAAAUAGGAGAAGAGGCUUUGAGGGUUAUGUGCCACUAAUAUUACUGAGCAAUACCAUAUCUGGACAUCAUGGAGCUUGUAGUGGCCAAGGUCCUUUGCCUUCUGGGAGUGUUUGCCCUCAUGUUGGCUGGGAUUCUUGUCCCAGUGCGACUCAUGAUUCAGGUGGACUAUGAAAAAGCACAAAGGUACAGGAAGGCUCUUGCACUCUGCAAUUCUUUUGGAGGGGGUGUAUUUCUGGCCACUUGCUUCAAUGCUCUUUUGCCUGCUGUACGAGACAAGGUGGAUGAGGUCCUUAAACUGGUGAAUAUCACCACAGACUACCCACUGGCAGAGACCAUGAUGAUGCUGGGCUUCUUCCUCACAGUCUUUGUGGAGCAGGCAGUGCUCACCUUCAAGAAGGAGAAGCCAUCUUUCAUUGACCUGGAAACGUUCAACGCAAGGGGCUCAGAGGCUGGUAGCGACUCUGAGUACGAAGCUCCAUUCAUCUCCCCCACCCGGGGCUCCCCUGUGGGCCGCCACCACCACCAUGGGCAUCACCAUGGACACCUCAGCCCCACCGAGCUGGCCAGAGCUGGGCCUCUACGGCUGGCCAGCCUGGUCCUGGCUCUCUCUGCCCAUUCUGUGUUUGAGGGACUGGCGCUGGGCCUCCAGGAGGACGGGGCCAAGCUUGGAAGCCUCUUCCUGGGGGUGGGCAUCCACGAGACCCUGGCUGCUGUGGCUCUGGGGGUGAGUGUUGCCAAAGCUGCUUUGCCCAUGAGGGAUGCCAUCAAACUGGGUGUGACGGUCAGCCUCAUGAUCCCCAUUGGCAUCGGACUGGGCAUGUGCAUCAAUAGUGCCCAGAACCUGGCAGGUAGUAUUGCAUCGGUGGUGCUCCAAGGCCUGGCUGCUGGUACUUUCCUCUUUGUCACCUUCUUUGAGAUCCUGUCUCGGGAGCUGGAGGAUAAACAUGACAGACUGCUUAAGGUGCUCUUUCUCAUACUGGGCUAUGGUGUUCUAGCAGGCCUAAUGUUCAUCAAAUGGUGAUGGAAGGAAUAAGCAUUUUAAUGCAAUGAGUUGUCUGAUUAUCACACUGACCACAAUUUGUAUUGUGUGCACAUCAGCACUACCAAAGUAAAUGUUUUAUUUGGUAAAGGGGAACAGUAAAUCAAGUAUCAUAGUUUUUUUCUUUGCACUGGAACAUGUUUGCUUACCAAGUCAGGCUAUGUUACUGUGUUAGUUUCUGCCAUAGGGAAUACAUGCUCCUGACAUUGAUUAGUAAUGGUUAAGCUAGUCACUUUGAUAGUAUAUGUUUUCAGAGACCGGAUUAAAAUGAUGUCGAGAGAUCCAGAAAAAUAAUUUCUAGCAUUUAUAGUAAAGACUUAUUUUGGCAGUGAAGUGAACAACUUGUAACAUAAAGGAAACCUUUUAUUGAAGGAAAUGUGCUACUUGCAAUGAAAUGUUACUGAUAUUAACAUAUUGAUUUUUGUGGUUGAAGGAUAUAAUGGUGGUUAGUAUGAAGUGGUUCAUAUGAUCCACUGUCUGGUCUAUGUACCUGCUGUUUCCAUAAUCAGUAAGCUAUGUGUUAAAAUAUGUGCAUAUUUCAAUGUACAAUUUUCAUAUGAAAACAUUUCAUUUUGUUUUUGUCUGUUGGGGUAAGUGUUUCCUAGAAUGAAUAGCCCAAUACGGAGUUGAGAGAAAAUGUGUGCAAGACUUUUGCGUUAAAUCGUUCGUUGAAUUCAAGUCAGAAUACCUUCCUAAUUGUGUAAUUUUAGUUGGAUACUUUAGCGUUUUAACAAUUAUUACCCUAACUCCUUAAUCAAAUAAGAGUCAAUUCACUGGAAACCUUUUGUGUAGCCUGGUGUAUGGUCCUGAUAUUUGUCACAUUGAGAUUAUAUCCAUGGUUUCCUUAUCAAGAUGAUAUUUUUGUUUUGUUUUUAGGUUUAUGUUAACAUGGAGUCAUAUUGAGACCCAUGAUUUAUGGGGUAUAGAAAUGAUAUCAGCAGUGGAGUCUGUCUAUUUUUGUUAUUUAUUCGUCUUUGCCACAGUUAGCUUUGACAGAUCAUUUUACACAGCUUCGAGGAAUUCCAUUUUCACCUAAAUAUGUUUUUUAUUUUUUAUUUGUGAAAAAUGUUUUUCUCCUAAUGUGAAUGUGUAGUACGUAACAUGUUUUGCAGAAGACACUUACUGGAGGAAGCCUACUGUAAAAGGUACAUUUGUAAUGUUCAACCCUUAUUGUGCUCCCUAAAAUCUACAUAAGAUCAGUUGUUCAAAUGUAUAGUAGGGCAGUUAUAUAUUGAAUGUGUCCAUAUCAAUCUGUGCUUUUAGGGUCUUAAAACAAAAGGAAACUUUCAUUAUUGCGAAAAUAGUUUUAAUGCAAUGAUGUUUUAUAUUCAGUGGCAACCAGCUUCCCUUUAUAUAAUGAACAGUGAAAUGCAAAUAAGUUAUGACUUCUAUUACAACAUGGGGUAGGUGAUGGUUAAAUACUUUAUUUAUAUGAAAACUGUUUGCAAUGUUGUGACAAAUGUUUCUCUUAAACUAUUUUUAUAUAUACUGUAUAUUACAUGUUUUGGCGGUGAGGUUUUCCAUUUUUAAUUUGAUUGAAUUGAGCAUCAAAGAAAACCUUACUCACACGAUGGCCAGACAUCUUUGCCUUUAUCUUAUUUGGUUCAUGUUUUAGAAACAUGUUGCAAUCAGAUGAACAGUACCACAAACUAUUUUGACCUUGGAUGGCUUAGGUGGGAUUUCUGAAUUUUAGCUCUGUUUUCGAAAGGAAAUGCCCAUAUACACUUAGUGUACAAAACAUAAAGAACACCUCCCCCUUUUUCCCAUUCACCCUUUGAAUGGCACACAUAUACUAACCAUGUCUCUUGGCUUUAAAAUCCUUCUUUAACCUGUCUCCUCCCUUUCAUCUACAUUGAUUGGAGUCAAUUUAACAAGUAACAUAAAUAAUGGAUCAUAAGAUUUGACCUGGAUUCAUAUGGUCAGUCUAUGUAAUGGAAAGAGCACGUGUUCUUACUGUUUUGUGAACUCAAUGUAUAUUUAGAUGUGAUUUCCUCCAUUCCAGUUGGUGAACUAGCAACUGGCAAACCAUUGCGUCUAACCUGUAGUGCAACCUAACUCUCUCCCAAGUAAGGAGAGGUCAGGACGUAGCCUGUGUAUUUGGUAUUUUAUUAGGUUUCCCAUUAGCUGUUGCGAAAGCAGCAGCUACUCUUCCUUGGGGGCCACAUGAAAGAUGACGUAUUACAGAACUAGGCAAGAACAGCUCUGUGCUAACUAGAAUUGUCAGUUCUACAGUAGGAUCAUUUACAAAGAUAGUUUGAGCCCUCCGUUAAAUAUGUCUACAGGGUCCACGGUCUGGGUUUGAGACAACGCCCUGUUCAGCAUGUCAGAAGUUAAUCUUGGGUCUUACCGACGGUUCUGAGUAUUCCCCUAGGUAAAGGGUUCCUAAGCAAACCAUGGGAACAGUAAACAGUGAUUCAAAUCUACUACUGUAACAGAUACAGUGGGGCCUGAAAUUAUUGACACCCUUGAUAACGAUGAGCAAAAAUGACUAUAAAAUACAUUAUUUAAAUGCUGAGCUGUAUUGUAAGCUCAAAAAAAUGGGGAAAUUAGAUUGCCUUACACUAAUACAAUUGAUCAGAGAAAGAGAUUUCUCAAAGGCAGGGGUCAGAAUUAUUGACACCCCUGUUUUCAUAAUUAUUGACACCCCUGUUUUCAAUACCUCACCAUGCGAGAAUAACCGCACUGAGCAUUUUUCAAAAAUGUUUUAUGGGUUGGAGAACACAUUGGGAGGGAUCUUAGACAAUUCCUCCAUACAGAAUCCUUCCAGGUCCUUAGUCUGUGCUUAUGGACUGCUCUCUUCAAUUCAAACCACAGUAUUUACAUUUGUCAUUUAGGAGACUCUUUUACCCAGAGCGACUUACAGGAGCAAUUACAGCUAACUAAGUGCUUUGCUCAAGUGCACAUUGGCAGCUUUUUCACUUAUUCUGCUCGGGGAUUCGAACCAGCAACCUUUCAGUUACUGGUCCAACGCUCUUAACCGCUAGGCUACCUGCCGCCCAUUUUCAAUAGAUUUCAAGUCCGGAGACUGAGAUGGCCAAUUAACCAUUUCUUUGUGGGCUUUGAUGUGUGCUUGGGGUUAUUGUCUUGCUGGAAUAUAACCUUGCGGCCAAUUUUCAGCAACCUGUUAUUUUUUUGCUAAAAUGUCCUGGUACAGAGUAAAGUUCAUGAUGCUGUUUGUUGACCUUUACAGGGGAAUUCAACCAAAUGACAAAUUCACCUCACCAUAUUAAUACUGCAAAUCAUCACCAGUCACUGAUUCUCCAGGUCCAUACAUUCUAUCCAUGAGAUAUUGUUUUCUCCACUCCUCAUAACUUAAUGCAAAUGUGGCUGUAUAGAUCGGCAACAGGAAAUAUUACUGCUGUCCUGUGCUGGACCAAAGUAUGCCAAAAUGCUUGCAUUUGACAAUAAAUACUGUCACUUUGUUGCACUCAGCUGAAGAUAGAGCCCAUGUAGACUACAUUCUAGGUGUCCAUGAGAUUAGCUAAAUGUAUAGCUAAAUUGGAUAAAGCAUCCCUUUUUAAACUUAAUAUUGCUUGAUUCUGUCAGUAUAGGGCAAUGCCAACAGAAUAUGAAAUGUAUUAACAUUAGGAUGUUAUAUGUUAAUAGAAUGUUAUAAUACGUUAAUUAUUAUGUCGCGUUUGUAGAUAAUAAAGACACAGUGCCUUGUGUAAGUCUACACAUUUUCUGACUUAAAAUUAAACUUAAAAAGGAUGACAUUUUUUCCCUAAUCGACACAACCUACUCCAUACUUUUAUAGUGAAAGAAAAUUAUAGAACAUUUUCAUACACAAAAAAUGAAGCUGUCUUGAUUGAGUAUGUCUUCAUGAGUUAUUACUUGGUGGAAACACCUUUGGAAGGCAUUUCAGUUGUGAAUCGUUUUGAAAAAACUCUUAGGGCAACAUUAUUAUAUCCAUUGUUUUUGGCUUUGCUCCUUUCAUAUUUAUUUUGAUCUUGAUAAACUCCCCAGUCCUUGCCGGUGACAAGCAUACCCACAACAUGAUGAUGCCACCGCAAUACUUAAAAUACAGAGGGUUUUACUCUGUAUUGGAUUUGACCCAAACCUAUAGUUUUUAAUUUAGGCAAAAAAGUUAAUUUCUUUGCUGUGUUGUCUUGCAGUAUUACUUAGCAGUCUUGUUGCAAACAGAAUGGUUGAUUUGGAGUGGAUUUCAUAAAACAGGCUUCCUUUUCACUUUGUCAUACAGGCCAGUAAUGUGGAGUUUAUGCAAUGUUGUUGAUCCUCUGUUUUUUCAAGUAUUGUGAUGGCAACAUCAUGUUAUGGGAAUGCUUGUCACCGGAAGGGACUGAGGAGUUUGUCAGGUUCAAAAUAAACAUAAAAGGAGCUAAGUCGGUUGUGUAGAUCGGUAAGGGGGAAAAAAUGAAUGUAAUCUCUUUUUAGAUUUUGUCACGCCCUGACCUUAGAGAUCCUUUUUAUGUCUCUAUUUUGGUUGGUCAGGGUGUGAGUUGGGGUGGGCAUUCUAUGUUUUGUUCUAUGUUGUCUAUUUCUAUGUGUCUGGCCAGGUGUGGUUCUCAAUCAGAGUCAGCUGUCUAUCGUUGUCUCUGAUUGAGAACCAUAUUUAGGUAGCCUUUUCCCACCUGUGUGUUGUGGGUAGUUGUUUUGUGUGAGUACCUGAAUGAACUGUUGUGUUUUGUUCCACUUUUGUUUCAGUGUUCAGGUGAUAAUAAACAUCAUGAACACGUA
Salvelinus fontinalis (brook trout) is the source of this 6301-nucleotide messenger RNA. Its product is annotated as zinc transporter ZIP3-like. Gene Ontology annotation, molecular function: zinc ion transmembrane transporter activity. The record is from RefSeq and is a predicted model, not a curated record. Lineage: Eukaryota; Metazoa; Chordata; Actinopteri; Salmoniformes; Salmonidae. Gene Ontology annotation, cellular component: plasma membrane. The transcript has 3 exons. The coding region runs from base 632 to 1585 and encodes 317 amino acids. Gene Ontology annotation, biological process: zinc ion transmembrane transport.